Molecule: messenger RNA, 1143 nt
Organism: Necator americanus (New World hookworm)
Lineage: Eukaryota; Metazoa; Nematoda; Chromadorea; Rhabditida; Ancylostomatidae
Exons: 12
Coding region: 1-1143 (380 amino acids)
Source: RefSeq, a predicted model, not a curated record
AUGACAUCAGUACGCCGAUUAAGUCAAACCGGAUUCCUACAUAGGUUUGAAGGCCAUGAUUUCUGGUGCAUAACUGUGAGAAUAGCUUACACUCAUAUCAGGAGGUUGGAGACGCUCACUGACUUUUUGUACAGAAGUCCCCUACACGUUCGUCCAUUACUGAGAUCAAAGCCUAUUCACAAGAGUUCGGAAAUUUUGAUCGUAGCUGAAACGGAGCACUUCCAUCGGUUCGGAUACAGUUACAUGUUUUCAUGGUUAGUGGUGGCGCAUGAUAUAGCUGGGUACGUUCAGUUGAGAAAGCGGUGCAUGGGAAACCGGCAGAGCGGUUACGCGAAACGAACAGCCGCUGGUGCUGACGCGCCAGAAAUUGUGGACGGCUCAAAUUAUUCUUCGCUCGACUCCAAGACUGGCAGCUCUACCUCAGAUCUCAGUACCUUCGAUACUUCACUCGAUGAAGGUGUAAUGGAAACAGGGGUAUGCAGUACAAGUUCUGAGGAAGAAUAUGGUGACCACGAAAUGUCUGAUGUAGAUGAAGUACAGAAGGUUGUUGCUGAGCACAACUCUGCGGCACUGAGGAUGGAGUUCAACAAUCUUGAGGAAGGAUGGGAUUCCGAAUUCUCAACUGUGUCACCAAGUGAAAUGACUACAACGGAUCAAUCAGCACUACCCUCUCCUCUCACGAAUCAAUCCACACCCUUCCGACUUCCUGUUGAAAAAGCAUCUAAAGCCACUACAGAAUGUCCAGAGACAACCAGCUCAAACGCUGCCGAAAGUACGUGCUCAUCAUCAUCAUCGUCUCUCAACUCCAUGGACACAUGGUAUGGACUACCGAGUCUUAUCGAGACAUCAAUAAAAAGCCGCCUUGAGGCAUUUGCAAAACCAGGACUGGACGAUGAAUUAUGGAUUGCAAAGACACACAGCUACUUUGACAACGAAGCGACAUACAAGCAUAAGCCAAAGAAAGCCGCAUUGGGAAGGCGCCUCCGAAUAGGUGCUCUGCAGAAGAAAAGUUGGACGUCAAUGAUGCGAGAGAUGGCCCUACGCCAUCCACUUCCCGUGAAUCCAGCUCCUUUCCCGCUAUCAAAAGCGAUGGAUGAUUUGAAACUAAGACCUGAAAAACGAUUUGUUAUCCAAGCAAACUAG